AUGCAAAGAAAUCAGAUGCCCCGUUCAGCCCGUGGGAAGAAUAAACCGAAGGAGAAGGUCAAAGGAGCGUCGACGGAGGCGACGAGUUCAAACCCUGCUACCGAGAAACCACCGUCACCACUACCCGAAGAAAGUCCAGCACCUACACCGGCCGAAGUUCAACCGCAGUCGGACAUCAGUCAGAGCAACCCCAUCACCGAGAUUACUCCCACUGAGGCGGCAUCCGACGACGAUGAUCUAGACCCCGAGGAGGUCAUACAAGAAUUCAUGAAGAAAUAUGGCAAAAGACCGAAGGCGAGCAAGUUCUUUGCCAAGAUGUCGGAGGCAUGCCGGAAGCAAGAAGAGGUAAUUCCUGCCCUAACCCCACUUACAAUCCCACCAAGGCCCCAAACCUUAAUCGAAACACCCACUGCACAAGCCUUACCCACACACCCAGAAAACCCCCAAAUUUUACCCGAAACCCUAACCCAAGAGACGAACCCCCCAAACACCAUCCCUCAAACAGAGACAGAACCCCAUGUUGAGCCUUCUAUAAAUGAAGAAGAAAUUGUCGAAGAGGAGGGCGAUAAGAUGGAUACGGAGGAAUCCGAGAGAGAUGAGGAGGGGGAUGAGCGAGUUGAGCAAGAGGAGAUCUUGGAAGUAGAUACCACUAGGUCUGGGGAUGAAGGGGAGACAGGGGAGGGUGUAGAUGGUGAAGAGGGUGUUAAGGCAGGGGAGGACAAGGAGGAAGAAACCGAGGAUGUGGAGAAGGCUGUAGAUGGUGAGAAGGGUAGUGAGGGUAGUGGGGAUAGAAGAGGUGAAGAAGGUGAGAAUGUUGGUGAGGAAAUUGUUGAGAAGGAGACAGAGAAGGAAGAGGAAACUAAUGAGGAAGUUGGUGGGAAAGAAGGAAAGAAAGACGGUGAUAGAGAAGAGACCGGGGAUGUAAGGGAGGAGAUAGAGACGGAGAUCGUCGUGGUAGACGACACCACUACUGAUGACCAAGGGACCCCGACAGAUGAGAGGUUGACAAGGAGGCAGUCCCGUCGGAAUAGAAAGCAGGAGGAUGAGGCAGAGGCAGGCAGGGCCAAGAGCCUAAGGCUGGAGGACAUAGAGGAAACAGGGGAUGAUAUCCCCCAGGUCCAGGAAACUUUGCCGGCCGAGAAGGAUAUUUCUCCGGAGGCCCUGGAGACGAGAUAUGAGGCAGAAAGGAAGAGAAAGGGGAAGCAUGCUGCUAAGCCCCAAAAGAAGAAAUCUCGCCCAACGUCCACCACUGUGGUGAUUAACGAGCCGGAGGCAAUCCGAGUGCCCUUUGCCCAUUCAACAGAAGAAGAGAAAGAGCAAGAGGAAGCGCAGGAGGAGACGGGGAUACCUACUGUGGAAGAAAGCCCGUUUGAAACAAUGGAGGUCCUUGUGAUCAAGAAGUUGCUGAAAGCGAUGGUCCAGUUUGAGGACCCCAAGUUGCAGCAAGCAUGUGAUGGACGCGCCGCGAAUGGGAAGUCAGCGAAAUCCGGAAAGAAGCUGUGCCUCUCGGACCUGAGGGAUCUGGGAGUAGAGAAGAAGUUCAUCUCCUACUUCAAAAGCAUCGGGUUCGAGUGGCUUCUAAACCACUGUGAAGAGAAAGUACCGGUGGCUCUGGCGAAGGAGUUCUUCACGUCCUUCAAAUUCAAAGCAACUACGGAUCUCGACGCUGACGCAAUCUCAUUCUGA
Molecule: messenger RNA, 1686 nt
Organism: Salvia hispanica
Lineage: Eukaryota; Viridiplantae; Streptophyta; Magnoliopsida; Lamiales; Lamiaceae
Source: RefSeq, a predicted model, not a curated record